GUACAAAUGGGUAUAUUUUUUGGUGUAAGUGUAGGAUGGUCCUUUGAAUUUUUAUGCGACAACGUUGGUCUGGGACCUUCCUGAAUGUUCUAAAAAUCCCCCAUUAUCUUCAUCUUCAUCGUCUCUUCUUCAACCGCCCGGCGCCGUGAGAAACCCAUUCUAAGCAAUAAUAGAUGAUGGAUACCUUUCUCCUCACAGCUGCUUCUGCUUCUUCUUCGGAAGUUGGGAGUUUGGUACUCUGCUCUCAAAACCGCAACUUUCGCUCCAAAUCUGCAAAAUUCCAGUUCUGCCCCUCCUCUUCUUCAACAUCUUCUUCUUAUUUUCCCCUUCCAUUUUCAUCUGGAAAGUUGAGAUUUUCGUCUCUCAUAGUAGCUUCUUCCAUCAAUGACAAUAAGAAGAAGAAUAAGAACAAAUCAGACAGCCAUAGUUUCUUUCCACGACCAGAUGAAAUCACUUUCCCUGAAGCCGUCCUCCUCAAAGAGGUGAAGCCUGGAGAAGAUGGUAAGCUUCUGCCUGAGUUUGCUGAUGCGGAAGAACGAGCUCUUUUUGACUCAUUGAGUCUUCAGCUGGAGAGUGAUUUAGAUGUGGAAAGAAUGCGCCACUAUGAAGUUGUUUACUUGAUUCAUGAAGACCACAAGGAUAAGGUAGAGAGUGUCAAUAUGAUGGUUCAAGAUUUUUUGAAGGAGAAAAAAGGAAAGGUUUGGAGAUUCAACGACUGGGGUAUGAGAGGACUGGCUUACAAGAUACGAAAAGCGAACCGCGCGCACUACAUAUUGAUGAACUUUGAAUUAGAUGCCAAGUGGAUAAAUGAUUUCAAGGAGUUGCUGGACAAGGACGAGAGAGUCAUUCGACAUCUUGUCAUGAAGAGGGACAAAGCGGAAACAAAGGAUUGCCCGCCGCCUCCGGACUACUAUUCUUUAUGUGACGACAAUGAGGUAAUGGAUGAGUACGAAGAUGAAGAUGAGGGUAAUGAUGAUGAGAUUGAAACUGAAUUGGAAAUGGAUGAUGAUGACUUUGAUGAUGAGGGUGAUUAUGAAGAAGAAGAAGAAGAUGAUGAUGAUGAUGAUGAUGAAGAAGAAUAUGAUGAUGAUGAUGAUGAUGGAGGUAACAGGCCGAGGAUUCCAAGUCUGGCCAGAAGGGAAAAGGAAUUGGCAAAAGUGUAGGCAGGCUGUUUGUAUCUGGCCUCAAAGUACUAUUUUUUUUUUCCUUUUUGUUUGAGUAUAUUAAUAUUUGUAUAUACGCACACUUUUUUUAACGUAGUGACUCACUAAGAUUCAAACCUAAUGGCGUUUCAUUUGGGAAAAUCUCGGUUAUGUCUCUCGAGCACAAGGCCUUAGCGGCCAAAAGCACUAUUGGGUAGUAUGUCUUGUUUACUUGUGAGACAAAGG
Messenger RNA from Cuscuta campestris, 1388 nucleotides. The record is from the annotation of a GenBank genome assembly. NCBI's taxonomy places the organism in Eukaryota, Viridiplantae, Streptophyta, Magnoliopsida, Solanales, Convolvulaceae.